This is a messenger RNA of Gossypium raimondii (Peruvian cotton), 2162 nucleotides long. RefSeq lists its product as uncharacterized. Lineage: Eukaryota; Viridiplantae; Streptophyta; Magnoliopsida; Malvales; Malvaceae. The record is from RefSeq and is a predicted model, not a curated record. Bases 136 to 2106 code for a protein of 656 amino acids. The transcript has 5 exons.
ACAUAGAAAAAUAUGUUAAUUUCCCACGAUAGCCAAAUGCUCCAGGUGAAGGCUAGGAACUUUCUGCACUGUCGCACUCCGUCUUCUCUUUUAUCCAUUGCCGGAAUUCGCUAAGAGUUCAACGGCGGGGGGAAAAUGAUUCGGAAUCUCCGAUCUCGGCGGCGGCCACGUUACGGCGCACAGGUAUGUGCUGUGAUCUCAGCUCUUCUCCUCUUAUUUUCAGUAUCUGUUCUCUACAGCCGCCUUUCCCUCUCUUCCAAAUCCCACAUGUAUCCCCACCACUCCUCCGAAGAUAACAACGACGCGGUUUUCCACUCCAUCCCUCUCCUCUCCGACUCCGAAGACGUCGCCACCACCACCAUCACCUCCUCAACCGACGACAAAAUUGACGAACUCGAUACUCUCGAAGAAAACGACAUAACCGAAGACGACAACAACAAUGAGAUCGAGCAAGAGGAGCAAGAAAUCACGACUAUGAAUAAAAAAGACAAGAUCUUUUCGUCUGGGCAUUUUUAUUUCGACCAUUUAAGUGGAUCAAUCAGAAGAGCUUUCAAUAAACGUUCGAUUCAAGAUUGGGAUUACGAUGGAGGGUUUUUGAACGAAGGGUUUUCGGGGGAAGAUGUCAAAAUUAAGGCAACCUUUGGAUCCGAUGAUAUCCCAUUGGAUGAGGAAGUUAGGAGCAAGAUGACUGAAGUGGAAAGUAUUGAAGAUGCUUUGCUGGUCAAGAAAGUUGCUGGGAGAAAAGUGAACCCUUUGAGGGAGAAAUGGGGUGAUUGGUUUGAUAAGAAAAGUGAUUUUUUGAGAAGGGAUAGAAUGUUUAAGUCGAAUUUGGAGAUUUUGAAUCCUUUGAAUAAUCCUUUGCUGCAAGACCCUGACGGGGUUGGUGCUACUGGCUUGACUAGAGGGGAUAAAAUGGUGCAGAAGUGGAUUUUGAGUGAGUUUAAGAAGGUCCCUUUUACUGGGAAGAAGCCCUUGGGGAUUUCCGAGACGGGCUUGAAGGUUAAGAAAGGCAGUGAGAGUAAGAAAAAUGAAAAUGCGAGGAAUGUGUUAAGCGAAAGAGAAAGUAGUAGUAGUGAAGAUUUGAGUUCAAAUACAAAUAGGAAUGAAAGUAGAAUUAGGAAGAAUGAGGUCAAGAAUGGAGAUUUGGAGACUUAUAAGACUAACACUGAGUUUUCAGGCCAUAUAUAUGCGGAUGGAAAGAGAUGGGGUUACUAUCCUGGAUUGGACUCAAGGUUGUCUUUUACAGAUUUUGUGGAUGCAUUUUUUAAGAAAGGGAAGUGUGAUAUGAGAGUUUUUAUAAUAUGGAAUUCCCCUCCAUGGAUGUAUAGUGUUAGGCACCAAAGGGGGCUAGAGAGUCUGCUUGCUCAGCAUAGAGAUGCUUGUGUCUUAGUGUUCUCCGAAACGGUUGAGCUUGAUUUCUUCAAAGACAGCUUUUUGAAAGAUGGUUACAAAGUUGCUGUAGCAAUGCCAAACCUUGAUGAAUUGUUGAAAGAUACACCCACCCAUGUAUUUGCAUCUGUGUGGUUUAAAUGGAGAAAGACAAAGUUCUAUACUAUCCAUUAUAGUGAGCUCGUUCGACUUGCUGCUCUUUACAAAUAUGGUGGCAUUUAUCUUGAUUCUGACAUUAUAGUUCUGAAACCGUUAUUGGCACUCAAUAAUUCUGUGGGCCUUGAAGAUCAAGGAAGCUCUUUGAAUGGAGCUUUAAUGGCAUUUAGAAAGGAGAGUCCUUUUAUAAUGGAGUGUUUGAAUGAGUUCUAUUUGACGUAUGAUGAUACCCGAUUGAGAUGGAAUGGGGCUGAUCUUCUAUCAAGAGUUGCAAAAAGGUUUUCGAAUGAAAAGAACAUAUCCAUCAAACGGCCAGAGUUGAAUGUGCAACCUUCCGCUGUUUUCUUCCCUAUUAGUUCUCAGCAUAUUAUAAGAUACUUUGUUUCACCGACGACGGAAUCUGAGAAAUUGCAGCAAGAUGCUUUAUUCAACAGGAUUCUGACCGAGUCUGUGACGUUUCAUUUCUGGAACAGCUUGACGUCUGCGCUCAUUCCAGAGCCAAAGAGCCUCGUAGCCAGGCUUAUUAACCAUCCAUGUAUUCAUUGCUCCGAAUUGUUGUGAAUUUCACAUCUCUCUUUGGUGUUGCCAAAGAAUUAAUCAAAGCAAUUAUUUUUUAA